GAUAACAUGAAAAGUGACAUUGACUCGGCGACGUACGAGUUUGUUCUUCGCUGAUUUAUGGUUAGCUUUUUAAUUUUUAGUUAAUUUAGUUAUUCAAUUUAGAAAAACGAUCGAAUCGUAAUAAUUUUCGAAAACGUUCGAACAUAGUGCGGUGUUCCAAUCACUCGACAGUUAAGAACUCAAUGAUGGUAUGUUAGUGUAUGAUUAUUAAAAAAUCCAAUAUUCACUUCGAUAGAACGCCUAAUCAGUGUUAGAUCAAAUCCUGUAAGUUGAUAUACUUUUCGAAAAUACUAUUAUUAAACCGUGAAAAUGUUGGCACGUACAUCAAUCUUACAACCCUUCAUUGGGCAACAACAGCAAUACAGAGGUAUGGCAACCUUGAAAGCCAUCUCUAUUCGACUGAAGUCGGUCAAAAAUAUCCAAAAGAUCACCCAAUCAAUGAAGAUGGUGUCAGCUGCGAAAUAUGCUCGAGCUGAACGAGAACUUCGUCAAGCCAGACCCUAUGGUGAAGGAAGUACUGUAUUCUAUGAAAAACUGAAACCCGAAGUCUCAGAGGAACAGCCUAAAAAAUUGAUUGUUGCUAUCACCUCAGACCGAGGUCUUUGCGGUGCUGUUCAUACCACUGUAGCUAGACAAAUUCGUAAUGAAUUGCAGGAGGGCGGUGAAAACAUCCAAGUCGUUUGUAUUGGAGAUAAAUCUCGCGCAAUUUUGCAACGUUUGUACGGAAAAAAUAUCGUUCUAGUAGCGAACGAAGUUGGUAGAAAACCACCAACGUUUUUGGAUGCGGCUCGUAUUGCUGAACAGAUAUCUAGACAGCAAUAUACUUCUGGUAAAAUAGUAUACAACCGAUUCAAAUCGGUAGUAUCGUAUGUUACUUCGGAAUUACCGUUGUAUAAUAAGGAAGCCGUUGCCGCUUCGCCCAACAUCGCGCUCUACGAUUCAGUUGAUGAGGAUGUGUUACAAAGUUAUAUGGAGUUCUCAUUAGCUUCCUUGUUAUAUUAUACUUUGAAAGAAGGAGCCUGCAGCGAACAAUCAUCCCGUAUGACUGCCAUGGAUAACGCUAGUAAAAACGCCGGAGAAAUGAUUGAUAAACUCACAUUAACAUUCAAUAGAACUCGACAAGCUGUCAUUACUCGAGAGUUGAUUGAAAUUAUUUCGGGAGCUUCAGCUCUUUAAUUGUAUUUAAGUAUCGUCAGCAACUAUAUUUUUCCAACAUCUGUUUCUAAUUUGUUAAUUGAUUAAAAAUUGAGUAGUUAUGGAUUGUAAAAAUUUACGUGAAAUAUAUUCGUAAUUUAUCAUGUUGAUUACUGUAAUGCUUCGUGAUCUGUAGAAUAAACGGUUGAUAAAUUUU
Molecule: messenger RNA, 1351 nt
Organism: Planococcus citri (citrus mealybug)
Lineage: Eukaryota; Metazoa; Arthropoda; Insecta; Hemiptera; Pseudococcidae
Gene: ATPsyngamma
Product: ATP synthase, gamma subunit
Exons: 1
Coding region: 310-1176 (288 amino acids)
Biological process (GO): proton motive force-driven ATP synthesis
Molecular function (GO): proton-transporting ATP synthase activity, rotational mechanism
Source: RefSeq, a predicted model, not a curated record